Molecule: messenger RNA, 3345 nt
Organism: Penicillium paradoxum
Lineage: Eukaryota; Fungi; Ascomycota; Eurotiomycetes; Eurotiales; Aspergillaceae
Product: tetratricopeptide repeat protein
Exons: 5
Coding region: 1-3345 (1114 amino acids)
Biological process (GO): transcription by RNA polymerase III
Cellular component (GO): transcription factor TFIIIC complex
Molecular function (GO): protein binding
Source: RefSeq, a predicted model, not a curated record
AUGGACUCCAAGUAUUACCCGGAUGGGAUUCCUCUGGAUGAGGAAAUGCAGGAGGAACAGUCGGCAUAUCCGGAUAUUGAUGGACCUGCGCACUCUCAAUGGCAAAGAGACCAAAACAACCAAAACAACCAAUCUUUUGACAUCGGGAAUAUGCUUGCCUCGGUGAUUGAUCCUCGUUUGUUUGGCGAGCAAGUCCCACAAGCCCACCUACAAAGCAUCAAUCAGUACCCUCAGCCUCCCCAUGAAGACGGGCACGACGUCGAAGAUGAAAAGGAUGAGGCUGAAGCCAAUGGCCUUUACCCGGAUGAAUACGACCAUCAGCAGUAUCCUCCUUUGCCAGGCGAGGGAGCUGCGUCAGACGACGAGGACUUUGUAUUAUCCGAGGACGAAAGCGAGAGUGAGGACGAGGAGGAUGAACCUGCAGAGGAUGAUGACGAUGAUCAUUCAGCCGCCAGCAGACGUCGCCGGCGCGGAGGUGGACGCUUUUCUGGGAGAUGGGGUGCUAGGGGUGGUAAGGGCAUCAAAAGAGGACCUCGCAAACCAAUAGAGCCUAGUCCAGAAUUCAAGCUUCUUCAUUCGGAGGCUACCUCUGCCUUCAUUGAUGGGGACUACGAACGAGCCAUUGACCUGGUGAUGCAGGCUAUUCAGAUCAACCCUGAGAUGUUUGCCGCCCAUUCCCUGCUCUCAGAAAUCUUCCUCGCACAAGGAGAAAACGACAAAGCCCUGGCAGCUCUAUUCAACGGAGCUCAUACUAGGCCGAAGGAUCCUGGCGUUUGGAUUAAAGUUGCCCGACUCAUCUUAGAUCGCGCUGGAGACAACCGGCAGUCUGCUUUGCACGAUGUUGCUUAUUGUUACAGCCGCAUUCUCGAAGUUGAUUCUAGCAACCACAAUAUUCGAUUCCAGAGAGCGGCGAUCUAUCGGGAGCUUGGUCAAAACAACCGAGCCGCAACAGAGUAUGAGAGAUUGCUCAAAGAGUGCCCACACAGUGUCAGGGCCUUACGCCAUCUUGCAGAGACCUACAUUGAUCUUGACAACGUACAAAAGGCGGUGGAUCAUUAUGCGAACAGUAUUGAUCACUACCUAUCGCUAGACCCUGAAGAUUCCGAGUUCACCUGGUCUGAUCUUAACAUCUAUGUUGAGCUUUUUGGGUACUUGAAACAACCGGAAGAAGGACUCAUAUCUUUGAAUAUACUUGCACGCUGGCUUCUUGGUCGUGUAGAAGAUAUAGUAUGGGACGGUUGCGACGAUGAUGACAGAGAAUGGGACGCGGAUGAUUCGCCUCGACGCAUCAAGACUGAUAAAUUUCAGCCUGGCCAGUGGCCUCGGGAAUCGUAUGGCCUUGGUCUUCCAUUGGAGCUUCGGAUAAAAAUGGGUAUUUUCCGUCUGAGAAUGGGUGACAAACAUCAUAGCGAGGCAUUGCAUCACUUUGAAUGGCUUAAUCCAGAGGACGAUUCCGAAGGUGCUCGGGUUUUCGACUAUGGUGAUCUUUUCAGAGAAGUGGCAGAUUCUCUAAAACAAGCCGGUCUGUUAGAGGAAGCACUCCGAUACUACUCGCCCAUCCAGCAGACCUCUGAACAUGCCGACAUCAGCUUUUUCAUGGCUAUGGCUGAUUGUUGCAUGAAGUUGGGCAAGAUGGAAGAUGCGGAGAGCUGUUAUCUACUCGUCGCUGAGCAUGAUGCUAGUCAUAUGGAAUCUCGAGUUCUACUGGCGAAGCUAUACGAGAGCCUUGGUAUGAGCGAACAGGCCAUGAAAUAUGUCAGCGAAGCAGUCUUGAUUGGCAGGCAAGAGAAUCGCAACAAACGAAGAAGAAAGGACACCAGACUUGAACAGCUUGCCAUUGAGUUUAAAAUGGCCGAAACAGAAACUCUCCGCCCACUCGCACCUAGACCAGCACCGGUAGCAGCACUGAUGAAUGCGCUUCCCUCGGCACCUGGCAGAGGGCGCCCACAACCUGGUGAAGGUACUCGUACUGAGGAUAUCCAAUUCUUGUACUCAAAGUUAUUGGAACUACACCCCCAACUCAAAGAUGGCAACGCUGCCGCCACUGAAGACUGGCUUGACAUUGCCGAUGCUUUGUUGCGAGACUUCCGGAAUAAUCGAAUUUUCUAUCCAGAAGAUCGUAGUAUCACCUUCAUGGGAUAUUCGACUGGUCCAAGACCCAAGGGAGCCCGAACCAAAAGUGGCGCAAUGAUGGAUGAAAUGCAGGAAAUGGCAGGCCGUCUCCAGGAGACCAUGGGAGAUGUCUCGGAAGAGCCUCUGCAUGGCGCUAUUCCCACAGACUACCAUGGGAUACCAUUUGAUGAAUGGCUUGAUAUCUUCUUACAGUAUGCUCUACUUGUGACAGAACAAGGCGAGGCAGAAGAAGCCUACGAGACACUUGAUUCUGCGGCACUUGCAAGCGUCUGGUUGCACUCCAAGCCCAAGUCGCGAAUGAUUCAUGUUUGCUGGUUCACAUGCGCUCUCCGUGCACGAGAUGAAGAGACUCUGGCGCAUAUUGCUCGCUGGUUUAUCAAAGAAUACCAGUUCGUCACCGACACCUACCGACUUUUCUCUAUGCUGAGCCACCUAUGCGGCGAUCCACACCGAUCUCUCUUCCAUUCGUCUGGAAACAUGAAAUUCAUGCUUCGCCAAAUUAAGGCGAUGGACUUUACGAUGCCACAUGAUACUCCUCGACCUAUCCGACACUCUGUCUGGAAAGAGCGCGCCACUCUCUCUACACGAGAUGAAGCUGGCGAGCCAAUCACCGCGAAAGCUUUGGACAUUGCUCUUCUUGUACUCUAUGGCCACAUGCUGUACUCCGGAAACAGUUUCUACCCGGCUCUCAACUAUUUCUUCCGAGCGUAUGCUCUGGACGACCAAAAUCCGGCUGUUCUUCUAUCCAUCGCACUCUCAUUCAUCCACCACUCUCUCAAACGACAGUCCGACAAUCGGCACUAUCUCAUCAUGCAAGGGUUGUCGUUUAUGCACGAAUACCGCUUAGUACGUGAGAGGCCGGGCACUCUUCUAGUCGAAAAACAAGAAAUGGAAUUCAAUUCCGCUCGCGUCUGGCACUCUCUCGGUUUGGCCCACCUGGCAGUCGAGGGCUAUGACCGGGUUUUACAACUGGGCGAGCAGAUCCAGGAAGAGGCAAAGCAAAAGGCCCUUCACAAAGAAUCAUCUGCGGAAAACGAUAGUGAUGUGGCUAUGGGCGAUGAUGGUCAACAACAGGAGACUUCGUCACCCGGUAGCCAGUCUUUUGUUGAGGAUUUCACUCGCGAGGCAGCUUAUGCACUUCAAUGUAUUCAUGUUCUCAGCGGCGAUGUCAAAACUGCAAAGGCUCUUACUGAUAAGUGGCUUGUUAUUUGA